Messenger RNA from Neltuma alba, 474 nucleotides. RefSeq lists its product as uncharacterized. NCBI's taxonomy places the organism in Eukaryota, Viridiplantae, Streptophyta, Magnoliopsida, Fabales, Fabaceae. The transcript has 2 exons. The record is from RefSeq and is a predicted model, not a curated record. Bases 67 to 474 code for a protein of 135 amino acids.
GAGAAGACGCCAUUGCAGGUUUGCAACGCAAGCACCGUUUGUUCAGGUUUUGGAUAAGCAAAGAGCAUGGCUACUGACUCAAUCCGCCUCGUCAUCUCUUCAGGGUUUUCCUCCUUUAUUCCAAUUAACGGUUGGAAACGCGGCGGGCUUGCCUUAGGCCUCUGGAAAAGGAAGUUUUCUGAGCACAUCAUUUGCAAAAGUGAAACUAAAAGGUCAAGCGAAGAGCUAUUGGUGGUGGUUGGGGGCGGAGCAGCUGGGGUUUAUGGAGCAAUUCAGGCAAAGACGGUGGCCCCCAAUCUCAACGUGGUAAUUAUUGAGAAAGGGAAGCCUCUUUCCAAGGUAUGUGAUUUUUCUUUUUUCAUUUGCGCUGAUUGGGUAAGUCUCAAAAAGACGGUAUAUUUUGCACUUUUCUCAUUAAUGUUUUUUCGUAUGGUAUUUUUGGCAGGUAAAGGUUUCUGGGGGAGGCCGGUGUAA